This is a messenger RNA of Caenorhabditis auriculariae, 13950 nucleotides long. The record is from the annotation of a GenBank genome assembly. NCBI's taxonomy places the organism in Eukaryota, Metazoa, Nematoda, Chromadorea, Rhabditida, Rhabditidae.
AUGGAUGACUACCAAAAAUCGAUUCAUUUCAACGUCAAUGGCAAGGAUAUUAUUGAAACAAACGUGGACUCAGAAAUUUCUCUAGCCUAUUAUCUACGGAAUAAGCGUGAGUGGAGACCAAGAAAUCGAACUAAAAUGAAAAAAAUUAUUUCAGUAGGAUUACGAGGGACAAAGUUGGGCUGUGAAGAAGGCGUUUGUGGAUCGUGUACAGUGGUUUUGGGAAAGUGGAAUAAGGAGGAAAAAAGAGCGAGGUUUUGAAUUUUUGAUUGAAAUUGGCAAAAAAUAGUUGUGAAAGAGCCGAUUUUUCCUUUAUGCGUUCAAAAUGGGAAGAGUUACUUUUUAGAACUUGAUUUAAAAUUCACUGGUCGCGUUUGAAAUGGCUCGAAGCGUUGCAGUUUGAAGAGAAAGCGUGAAAGUCGUUUUGGGUCGGGUGCAUAUUAAUAUGACUGCCACUAGUUGAGCCAUUCCAAGUGCGGUGAGACAUUGAAAGAACUAUAAUUAAGAAAAGAGGUACUUUUCUGGAUUUUCGCCUUUUUCGAAAUUUGUUUUUUACCAUGAUUCCAGGUACACCUCGGUCAAUGCUUGUCUCGUACCUCUGUUCCAAAUGAAUGGACACUUUAUUCUGACUGUUGAAGGGAUUGGCGGGAAAGAAAAGGUUCAUCCGAUCCAGGAACGUCUCGUGAAAGGACACGCUGUACAAUGUUUAUUUUUUUUUUGAUUUAGAGCUUGAAAUCGUCUAUUUUCAGGCGGAUUCUGCACGCCAGGCUUCGUAAUGUCUGCCUAUGCACUUUUGAGGAAUAAUCCGAAUCCGAGUUUGGAAGAGAUCAAUGCUGCCAUAAGAGGCGAGUCUUUUUGAUUAAUUAGAAAGUGGAAAUUACUAUUUUUCCGAUUUUUUCUGUUCAAAACUCUUUCGAACACAAUUUCUUGAGCUAUCUGCUAAAAGCUUUGAAGUAUCACGAAGCAAAUUUCUUCUUUUUUUUAUUAAAUUUUGUCCGAUUUGAAGCACAGAAGCCUUGUAAUCUAUUACCUAAUGGAUCACAUAGAAAAGGGCUCUUAGCAUCGAGAUCUUUUGAAAACGUUGUAUGCUUCUUUGAACUCUUUAAGUUCCGAGACUUGGCAAAUUUGACUUCUGAUUGAAAAUGCUACUUUUGAAAUUUUCGAAAUUUUUUCUGCAACUGAAAAACGUUUAUUGAAAAGUGCUAGAACUUUAAGAUUUUUUCAAAGCUUUAUUCUCAUUCACAGUGGUCAAAUUCGUGUAAAUUUGACCUUAAAUUUAAAAUUUUCCGCACCGUUUUAUGUUGGAAAACUUCAAAAGUACAGGAAACCGUUGCCGCUGCACAGGAUAUCGACCCAUUCUCGAAGCUUUGUACUCAUUUUCUGAGGAGAGUGGUUGCUGUGGUGGAAAUGUAGCGUUGAAAGUAUAGAUUUUCGAAAAAUCAUAAUCAUAGAAAAGCGGUGGCGGAUGCUGUAGAUCUCAACAGACUACCGAAGAAGACGAGGAGAAGCUUCUGACUUUUGAGGAUUUUCCAAAGUAUGAUUCCACUCAGGAAAUUAUCUUCCCGCCUUCUUUAUUGGUAAGUUAUUUUUAUUACAGUAUUUUCUUUAUUUUCAAUCCUAGAUGAGAUUUUUAAAGGAAAUUUAACUUUUAUGCUUUUUUUUUCCAAGCUAACAAUGUAUAUGAAACUUCAGUUUUCUGUUUCAAGGUGAGGAAAGAAGCUUCGCCUAUAAUAUUAAAAGGUCAAAACGUCGACGUCUUCUUACCUAUCAAUACCAAAAGCGCUGAAAAUUUCUACCUGGAUAAAAUCAAAGAUUCCAAAAUUCCAGUGAAGAUUUUGGGUUCAGGCCUGGUCACACGAUUGAGUAGGCUUUUUUUUUAAAAUCUUUCAAGCCUCAUAAAAUAUUUCAGCUUCUUCCCGCGGCUUUGACAAGGAAAUAUGGAUCAGUCCGAAUCAGUGGAAGGAAUUAAAUAAAAUUGAAACUACUGAGAAAGAGGUUUUCAUCGGAGCGGCUUGUUCUAUCCAAGGUAAACAGCUCAAAAUAUAAAAAAAAACUUCAUCAUGUUCAGAACUUCUUGACGCUCUACACAAAUACUGCGACUCAAGCUUUACGAAGCCUAUUCAACACCUUUUCGAUAGCUAUUCGUCUCCCCAAACGAGCAACUUUGCGGUUUUUUUUUACUUAGAAGGCCAGAAUGACGCGUCGCGGUCGCGUUGCGGUUACCAAACUUGAUGGAUUUUUUCGCUACGCUCUAUAGGAAUAUACGGACAAAUUUCGAAACAAAACCUUCUAGGCUUUUUUCUUGUGAAGACCCUUCUUAAGGGCAGGAAAAAGUGGUGAGAGGAAAGGAAAGACAAUUUACAGGAAAAGUGUGCUUGAAACCCGAAAAAGUCCUUUCGUUCAAAAAAGUAAGAAAGAAAAGAGAUCUCCGUUUUUAAUGGUCUGCAACUUUUUACGGACUUUAAAAAAAACUUUUUUUUUCUCCUCAAGAUCUUUCAAACGUUGCCUAUGCUACUAACGCACUCAACCAUCCUAAAACACAGGUGAACUUCGCUCUGAGUCGGGCGCAACGUUGAAUAUCUUUUAAAAUUAAAAUGCGACCGCCAAGCUCCGUGAGACAUUCUAUUUGAAAAAAAAUUGAGACAUCCUCUACAAAAAUACUUUCAGACCUGGUCCGGAGCCAUUGUGAAUGCGCUCAAAAAGAAGUCAUCAUUGAGUGACGUCCUCACUUUAUUCGUGGCUUUGAAUUGGAAGAUUCUGAUUUCCUUUUUUGAUGGGGAAUCACCGUCAAAAUUGACUGUGCUUGAAUAUUCGAAGCUGAUCGAUGAGGAAAAGCCUUCCUAUAUUAUUGGAGUCGAAAUCGAAAGGAAAGAUGUGGGUUUCUGAAUGGUGAAAAUGGACGGCUUUGGAAAUAUGUUUUUAUUCGAGUUUUGCUAUUUUUCUUUGGUUUCGGUGAGUUCAAUAGAUAACCGGAAUCAUCUUCUCAACCACAAUUUUGAAUCCAAGUUAAAAAAUGCUGAAAAAAGUAUGCGAAUAAAGUUAUAGGCUAUUAAAGAGAAGGAUCUAUGAUUGAAAUGAAAAAACCUGUGGAGGCUGUAACUUAUUUUAUAGGGGACUGAAACAUUUUUUUUUUGAUCACAGCUUCGGAACUAUUAUGAGAAAUAUCAAUCUAUAAUCCUAGUUACUUCACUUUUUUUUGGAUCUUUUCUCUAGGCUAAUUCGAAUCGAUACCUUAACUCAACAGAAAAACUUCAGAAUCGCAAAGUAUUCACUUUCAAACAAGGCGAAGCUGGAGCCUGUGAUUCGACAGUUGUCAAUACGGUUGCAGUCCUGGAGAAUGAUUCAAAAUUGACUUGUUUCAUUGGAAUAACUGGAGGCCUUCCAGUCGGAAUACCUGAGCUGCAGGAUGCUUAUGAAAAGUGGGGAUCUGUGUUAAUUUGAGCAAAAGCUGUUAAGAAAUUAUCUGAAAAUCCCAGAAUCCGAAGCUUAUCAGCCUUUAAAAUGACUUGAUUUUUAUUUAUCUAAAGAUUUUUCAACAUCCUUCCCUUGUUUGAAAGUGGAUUUUUUGAACCUAAAUCAAGAAUUUCAGAAAACCCUCCGUAGAACAACUGAUUGAAACCGCACUUUCCAAUGAGAAAAUAAAGAAAUUUAUUGAAAACUCUGAGAAAGGCGCCUUUAAAUAUCGCCUAACCGUUGCUGCACUUCAUCGACUCUAUAACUAUUUCUUCUCUGAAAAAACUGAAAAUGUCCAGACAGAGAAGUUCAACUACUUGCAGUACUUCAAGGUAACCUUUACAUUCUGAGAAAAAAAAAAUACUUCUCAGCCGGCAAGUGUAACGGACGCCAAUAAAAAUGUCUCUUGUGGAAGGCCAUUAUCAAAUUAUUUCACAGAUAAAUGCGCAACUGGUGAAGCCAUUUAUGUGGGUGACAUCAAAACGAAAGGUGAAACUAAAAAAAUUAAACUGAAAAUAUCUAUAAAUUCAGGAACAGUUCAUUUGGGAUUUGUACUAUCCUCAGAAGCCCGAGCGAAAAUUGAAAAAAUCGAUUAUUCGGAAGCUUUGGAGGUGCCUGGGGUCAUUGGGGCUUAUGAUUAUAAGGUAAACUAUCAUUAUUUUUUUAAAUUUUUCGCAUUUGGAAUGGGUCGAAGCGUUACGCUUGAAAGCCCACUUCACAAUUGCAUGGCUUUCAAAUAAGCGAUACAAUAAACGCAAGUCGUUUUGGGUCCGGCGCGCGUACUAAUGGUUCUGAUCUAGCCGCUGAGUCAUUCCAAUUUAGCCGCUGAGUCAUUCCAAUUUUUCUAACAGGAAAAUUUGAAGCAGAAAUAAAAAGUUCCAGUUUUAGGCCUAAUCGCUAUAUUUUUAUUACUUCCGAAGUUGUGAAAAACCACUGGAAACAGUAAAGUCUAAAAAAAGUCAGUUAGAAGAGAGAAGCAUAAAUAAAUACUGAAAAGUGUUUCAGAGCGUCAAAGGGACAAAUCAACCAGGAUUGGCUGCGACUAACGUUGUCGCCGAUGAUACUCCUCUUUUCGCCGAAGGAGAGGUCAAUAGAUUUUUUAAACUCAUUUUAACAACUUUUUCAAGUUCAAACCAUAAUCUAGAAUUUUACAAGAAUGGAAUAAACUUUUUACAAACGAUUUCUUCGAUUUUCCACGACUUGAGACCCUUGUUCGCAACUUUUUGUACUUAUUCCGGAAAUGUGAAGCUCACGAUUUUUAAUUUCUGAGUUUUCUGAGAAGAAUUCUAAUCAAUAUUUAAAAAUGCCCCCAUUCGGAUGUUUUUUGAUUUUUUUUUACGUCUUUUAGGCAUCAAAAAUUGAUUUCUAUGAAAAAUUUGCAAAUUGUCAUAAAUCAACCGUAUCCCUUCUAAUGAACCUAGAAAACAGGAUCGAAAAAUAUUAUCUAUAAUCUGAAAUUCAGGUCCACUCGGUAGGUCAAAUAGUCGCUGUGAUUGCUGCUGAGGAUCUCCUGACAGCCCGAAAAGCAGCGAAAUUGGUGAAAAUCAACUACAAAAAACUAUCAGCUGUCAUAAACUUACAAGUCAGACAUUUUCCGGAAUAUUUCAAGAAAAGAUGGUUUUUUAGGAAGCCAUCAAAACGAAUUCUUACGUGUCGAAAGAGCAGAUUUAUGGGAAAUCUUCGGAAGAAGUUGAGGCGGAAAUGAGCAAAUGCUCGAAAAUUUUGGAAGGUUUCGUUAGUCUGAAACUUUCUGAUCGCGUUUGGAAUGGCUUGACGCGUUGCGGUUGCGCUGCGGUUUCAGUUAUAAUUUCAAAAUUUUUCUUCUUUGUGAGCCAUUCUUAGAGCGGAAAAUUUUCAAAAAAACUUCGAAAUCUUCCAGGCACUUGUCAUGGAAACGGACAGGAGCACUUCUACCUGGAAACCCAAGCUGCGCUGAUUUUACCAGGAGAAGGCGAUGAGAUGUGAAAUUUUUAAGGGAAACUGAGGAAAAUAAUGAGUUUUAGGCUUGUGUACACCUCUUCGCAGAGUUGUGCGGUGGUUCAAAACGAAAUCGGAAGCGCGUUGAAAAUUCCAGCCAAUAAGAUUGUUGUCAAGGUAAUGAACAUGAUAUUUUGCUUUUCAUGAGGAUUCAUGUUAAUUUCAAUCAACUCAAAAUGGAAGUAGUUUGGGUGGAAAAAAGCAUUAAAUUGUGUUUUUAACAUGACUUUACUGUCACAAAGUGUAGGGGAGCGGUGAUCUUCAAAAAUUUUUUUUUAAAAAGCUUUCUGUCCACUUCAUCAUUUUUUUGUUGAUUUAUAGAAGUUAUUUUUAGAAAUUCUCAAAGAAAUAUUUUCUCCAACUCUGUUACUCCUCCAAAAAAAUGAUGCAUUUCUAAAAUUUUUCAUCAAAUUUUUGGACUUUGAAGCUUAAAAAGCAAUGUAGUAUUUGUCUCUCAGACUCUUAAAAUUCAAAAAAAAUUGAAAAAAACAGAAUUUUUUUGAAAAAAAUUCAAGUAUCUCAACGCCUUUGAAGCCAGGCAUCCUACGAAAGGGGACAAUUCUCUUUGUUGAAUUUUUGCGGUUUCUAAGAACUGUUGAGCGUUCCUAGGCCGAAAAUUGAUUCUUUCAGAACUUAAUCAAAACCCUGUAAUCCUUAAAAAUCAAAAAUUCAUAGACAAAACGUCUCGGCGGUGCUUUUGGUGGCAAAUUGACCAACGCCGCUGCAAUCGCCGUGAUUGGAGCUGUAGUUGGGCACGAUUUGAAACGUCCAGUUUCCUGUACAUUAUCCCGUCGGGAUGAUCUUGUUUCGACGGGAAAACGUCACGGAUUUUAUUCGAAGUACAGGUGAGUUGAAAAAAACUAUUGAAACUUAUAAUAAUUUUUGAAAAAAAUGCGACUCAAAACCGACCCAAUAAAAAAAUCAUGAAAAGUUAAGAUUUCUUUUCUUCAAAUUCAAAAAGUCACUUUUUUCCAGUGAGAUUACGAUGAAUAAAGCUUGAUGAGUUUGAAAAUCUCUCUCAGAUUUUUUCUAGGUUCGAUAUUUUUUUUAAAACCGGACCCUAAAAACAUUAUGAAGAUCCUUUUAAAAUUAAGAUCUAUUAUUUAUUAACUUGUAUAAAGGAUCGGAAUCAACGAUGAAGGACGCGUUCAAUCAGUGGAUUUGAAUAAUUACGUCAAUUGCGGAUGGUCCGUUGACCAUUCUGAUGGGGUUUAUCGAAAGAAAUAAGAAGCUUUAUAAAUCCUCAAUACAGGUAGUUAUGGUGAUGACCUCGAGAAUGGACGCCGUUUAUGAUUUUGGAAUCGCUCGAGCCAUUGGACACCCGAUGAAAACCAACACCUGCAGUAAUACGGCUUUUCGGUAGGAAUUUCUGCUCUGGCCUGUCUGCGACCUCUUUCUCUCUCGUCAAUUGACAGAAUCAAGGAGAAAGAGAGCUCAGGCAAAAGUGAGGAAAAAAGAACAAUUUUUCAGAGGUUACGGUCAUCCGCAAGGUUGGCUUGUGGCUGAAGGUAUGAUGCGUAGGAUCGCUAGAGAGGUUGGAAAAGAUGUUGAAGAGGUCGGUUGCAAAGAUUUGUUAUGAGGAAAAAUAAGCCGUGCGGCAGAUAUUAUUGAAACCAUUCCAAAUGCGGUCAUCUUCUUAAAAUCUAGAAACACUUGUUUUCGAGGUCAAAGAGCUGAACUUCAAUCACGAGGGAAGGAAAACUUUCGCUGGAGCGACGAUUAGAAACGACGCAAUGUUGCUCUGUUGGACGGAGUGUCGUUCGAUGAGCGAUUUUGAUAAUCGAAAGAGAGGUGUUGCUGAACUUAACAGGUGAACAUAUAAAUUUGAAGAAAAUUUAAUCAAAAAAAAUAUGUCCUUUAAAGGAAAAAAAUACUCUUGAGAAAUUCUUGACCACUUCAAAAUUUUGAUUAGCCGGAAAAAUGAUUUUUCGAAAACCCUAUGGGUUCUUGAGAGUACCAGAUAGUUUUAUAGGAAAGAAACUUUACUUCACCCAAUUCUGAGCAUUUUAAGCCGAGAUAUGAAUUUUUGAAGUUUCGAGUGACGAAAUGGACGCAAUCUAAGGAAAUAUCGAUUUUUGGAGAGCCCAGUAUGUUCUUAAAGGUAUCAGAUGGUUCUAUUUAAAAAAGGCCCUCUGAACACGAUAAAACCUUUUACUUUGCCCGAUUCUGAGCAUUUUGUUCAAAAAAGAUUUUUCAGAACAUCGAAAAAUGUGAAAAAAGGCAUUUCAAUGUCUGCCGUGCGGUACCCACUGCCUCAGGCCGGUGUGAUGGCUCAGGUUUGUUGAUCAACACAUUUUUUUUGAUCCUAUUAAUUCAAAAAAAAAAUCAUAGAAAAAAAUAAAUUUGGAACCAUGUGGCAGCUAAAAAGCAAAUAUUCCUCAGACAUCGGCUCUGGAAGUUUUUGGGCAUUUCUAGGGAUCACUGAAGAGUGCUGAAGCUACUAAAGCGGUCACUAGAAAUGCCCAGAAAAGUCCGUUUUGCGUUGCCAAUGUCUGAGUGCAUGAUAACUUUGCAGGGAAUCGCGACGGUGCAAAUUUUCCUCGACGGAUCUAUUGGCCUGUCGAUCGGAGGAAUCGAUAUGGGCCAAGGAUUGUACCAAAAGUGUGUCCAAGUCGCCAGUCGAGCUCUUGGGGUAUAUACUGGGAUAUAUUUUUUAGUAUGUUCGUUUCCCUCAACCUUGGAAGGAAGAUGAUUAUGGCAAAGCUAACUUUUCAGUUUAAUUUCAGAUUUUCUACUUCCGGUCUUGCUUUUGAAGACGUUUCUUUCUAUCUCGGACCUUGGUAACGCGAAUCGGAUGUGUCAGGGCACCACUUUAGUAGCCUCAGCACUCUUAAGUGAUCCCUAGAAUCGCCCAUAAACGUCCGGAGCACGUCCGUUUCGCGUUACCAAUGUCCGAGAUUUCAAUUUUGUUUAUUCGAUCCUUUUCAGUCUAAAUAUCAAAAAUCUAGGAAGACCACUAAUUUAUCGUGAAAUUCGCAUGUUUGGAACUCGUCCAAACUCUGUAUCCUUGUUUUAAAAAUAUCAAUUUUUAAAGUUCACUCUUGGCAGUGAGCCAAGCCAUUACUCUAAAACUUUGGAAACUAUCAUUCCCAUAAAUAGUAAUAUUCUGAACUUUAUUACUUUAUAAGGUUGGUUGGAAACCUUAACUUUCCUAUGAAUCAACUGUCUUGUCAUUAACAUUUUUUUAUAGAGACCCGUGGAAAGCAUAACGGUCCAAGAUACGAGUACCGACAAAACGGCGAACGCCGUUGAGACUGGAGGAAGUCAAGGAGCUGAUGUCAAUGGAUUGGCAGUGAUUGUGAGGAUACGUUCAGUUCAUAGUUCAUUUAUCCUCUCAUCAUUCCUUAACAGUCUUGGAAAGUAAUCGCUGAUUAGCUCCGCAAAAGCAAAAAUUUUGAGAAAUUUUUCUCGUUAGAGCGAAGUUUCUAGGGUUUCAGAGUUUUUUUUUAUCGUAGGAGGCUAUAUCUAAUUUCUAAGUGAGUGGAAUAAGUACUCAAAAUUUCAACCAGUUUUAGGCCUGUUGCGAAAAGCUGCUGACCAACUUGAAGCCCUCUUUGGAAAAGGCAAAUGGCCACUGGGAAAAGGCCGUUCUGGCGGCUUACAAAAAAUGCGUCCCUCUUCAAGUCACCGAAUAUGGGUUGUAAGUUUCUCUGAUAUAAAAUGAUAAAAUUUUAUUUUUCAAGGACCGAUCUGGAAAAAUAUGGAAUCCCUCAUGGAGAAGCGCCGUACAAUACAAGUGGGGCAGCAGCUGUUGAAGUUGAACUCGAUUGUAUCACUGGACUUCAGAAAGUAUUUUUAAAAUCAAAUUCAAAAAGAAAAAUCGGAAACUAUUGUUUUUGAUAUCUUCUGUCUUUAUCAUCGAUUAUCGAGGCUUAUUUUUCGUAAAAUUUCGUAAAGAAGCUAAAAAAUUCUAGAAAACUUCAAGAAUUCUUCAAGAAUGUGAACUAUAGGCAUGAAGAAUCAUUUAUGAAGGAAAAAAGAUUUCUGUGCAUCUUGGAUAUUUUUUUAAAGAAAAUGACCAGAAAAUUCAAAUGAAGAGAAAUUGAGAAAGCCAGGAAAUCUGAAAAUCUACAAAAGUAUUGAUUGUUAGAUAUUCAUGAAAAAAAGUCCAGGCAAUUUUGAAGCAGGAAGAUUUGAAUAAAGGAGGCUUAAAAUGAGAUUUCUCCAGGUUUUUUUGAGCCCAGAUUUUUAAUUUUUUUAUUCUGAACUGCUAUAAGGCAAAAAAAGUCGAAAAAAAUUCUCUUUAAAAAAAUGAUGUGAUCUUAUUUCGAAAAAAAAAAAAACGAUUUUCAAGCUUGUCCGCGUUGAUAUCGUCGUGGAUUUGGGCGAAAGUUUGAACCCGGCCAUUGACAUUGGACAGAUUGAAGGCGCUUUCAUGCAGGUGACCAUCAAAAUCAAUAUUUUUUCUUAGAAAACAAAAAUCAAUAUUUUGAGGGCUAUGGCUGGAUGACGUGUGAGAACGUGGAAUUCGAUGAGAAAACUGGCGUUUUGAUCCAAAACACGGCGAAAAAGUAUAAAAUUCCGACGGCUGACAUGGUGCCGCCAGAUUUCCGGAUCAAGUUGAUUGGUGCUAAUAAGAACUUUGAGAAGCAGGUCUACUCGUCAAAGGUGAGAAAAUUAUAGGAGAAGGUCGUUGAAACGGGAAUAAAACUCGAAGAUUACGUGAACGUCAAUUAUUUUUGAAAAACGAGUAUUAGGGCUUUUCUAACCAAGGUAAGUAGUAAGUGGAUUUCUCAGAUUUUUAACUAAUGAUACUACAAAUUGAUUUUUGAAGAUAUCUCUCUGUAAAUAGAAGAAGAAAGCUUCAAAAAAAGAAAGAGUGAAAUUGACAAAGUUGAACAAAAAAGCCUCUCUAAAGGACCAUUCGGUGGAUCUACUGCGCUCCAUAGAUAAUUCUCAGUCUUAUUCAAUUUAGGUUGAAUUUUUAAGCUUGGUUCUUUAUCAAAAAUUGAAUUUACUUCGAAUGUCAGACAUAAAAACUUUUUUUGAAAAUUAUCUAUGGAGCAUACAAUUCAAUGCGUCCUAGCUGUUUAUAGGCUUUUUUGGCCAUGUUAGCAUUUGACUUUUUUGCCUUUUUUUUCCUACGUUUUCAUCAUUUUUCUUUCAGUUUUGUUUUCAGGGCGUCGGUGAACCACCUUUACUGCUCUGCGUAGCCGUCAACACAGCUAUUCUGAACGCCAUCGAAGAUUUCAGAAAACAGAAUGGCCAAGAAAGUUUCAUCGAAUCAUUCAGUCCUCUGAAUACUGAGAACAUUUUCAAGCUUUGUUAUGGUGAUUUGUAGUUUUUUGAUGUUUUUUGUAUAAAGAAGACGUUCAUUUUUUAUUUUGUAUUCUGAUGAUUUUGUGAAUAAUUUUUUAAUUAAGAAGUUAACCUUUUAUCAUUUUAAACUCGACUUGAUAAGAGCUUUUUCAAAGAAACUCCGUUGUCAGGUCCCCAUUCUUAUAACUUCUUUCGUUAGAUUUUUUUACUUGAUAUAUGUGUUUCUUUUUAAAAAAAGACUUUUGGGACUCAGGACGGACACAUAUAUACUAGAAACGGCUAUAUAAGCAGAAUACAAAGUUUUAAAAUUAGUAAGACCCAUGAGAUCCAAAAACCUCACUCCGAGUUUCAGUGAAACCACUUGAUCAACUAGGUCUGAACAUGACACCGGAGCAUGAGGACCUCCGUACAAUUGCACAUAUAGUAUGCACGUAAUGCAGUCGACAAACAGUGAGCCCUUGUUGUCAUGUCCGUCAACUGCGACUUUGUCAAGCUCUUGACUCGAACCGACAUGCCACAGCUCCUUUCCCGUCAUGACUACUUUCAUUACCCUCCUCCAGCUACCCUGACUACUACCACAGACGCCUACAAGCCCGUCCCUUACUUUGACAUUGUUAGUUUAGCAAAUUUACUAGGGAACGUUUUUACCCCCACUGUUGAAAUUUUGAUGAAGUGUUCUUUAGGAGCUCCUGAUUUCGAAGCGAGAAGAAAGUUCCUUUCAAUAGAUCUCGUUUCCGAGUUAUGGAGCUUCAAAAGUUUGAAAAAAUGGUUUUUUGCCACCAUAAUUUGCUUAUUUCACUAUCUUUGAAGCGUUCUAACUCGAAAUUCAUAUCUAUUGCGAGAAAACUUUUUCUUGUUCUGGGAUCAAGGGGUCCUAAAGCCCACUUAAGCAAAGUUUCAUCAAAAGUUCAACCCAAGGAGGGGGGGGGGGGACAAAGAAGCUGCGAAAAAACGAUGAAAAAUCAGCUCAAAAAAAGGAGAUUUUUCAGAUCAAAAAUAUUUCGAGGAAGGUUUCUCACUUUUUGAUCUGGAAUAUUCUGGAAACUGGCCAAAAAUUUUCUUUAUAUGGUAGUAACUUGAUGCAGAUCGAACUCGCGAAAACUCCUAGUUUUCAGGAAAAAAGCUCAAGUUCUCAGACAAGCUUUUCCUUCAAAUUUUGGGAACCUUUUCGUAGAAGAACUACUUUAACUACGUUUAUAAACGCCCUUUCUCAACUCAAGACUCAAAAAAGUUUAAAUUUACAGAGAGCCGUGGAAUGGGCCUUAAUUUUUGGCGUGGCGACGGUUCUUGGCGUCGGGAUGGGCGCCAACGACAUUGCCAGCUCUUUUGGAACCUCCGUCGGAAGUCAUACGGUCACCCUGACACAAGCUUUGAUUCUAGCGACUAUUUUCGAAAUGAUGGGCGCUUUGAUUGCAGGUAGAGUUAUAAGUUCAUUAAAAUCAGGCUUUGGUAGAAGGAAAAAAUUAAUUGACUUUUCCAAAAUUGUUGAAAACUGGGUCAAAAAUCGUCUUUUCAGAAGUCGUUAUGAAUUUUUAUUGCUGAUGGGACUCAAUUUUAGAAAACUUAUUUUUUAAUGUUGAAACUUAAAGGUCGUUAAUGAGUGUAUUCCUUAACUAACUAACUUUUUUAGGAUUCCUCGGAAACAUGGUAAAAACCCUAGAAGUCAUUGACGCUACAAUGUAUCAGGAUCAUCCGGAAGAGUUGAUUUUGGGCCAAGUCGCUACUUUGAUCGGUUUUCUUUUUCUGAAACCAUUCCAAAAACAAACUAAUUAGGGUGCGCGAUUUGGCUGAUGAUAGCGACAAUUUACAAAAUCCCAGUAUCUGCGAUUCACGCGACUUUGGGUGGGAAUAUUGGAUUUUCGUUCGUUUUACGAGGAUUCGAGGGUAUUUCCUGGUGGCGAGUUCUUGAAACUGGUCGGUUUUUUUAUUAACGAGUUUCAUGGAAAAUGAAAAGCACGAUUUUUGAAGGUCAUCAAACUUCAGAAAUUGAAUUUUAGCUCCCUUCAAAAACAAGGAAAUUAUCUAACGGGAAAAAAACCACUUGAGUGGUCACUCAGCUUCUCCUAAGAGGCAACCCUAGUAAAAUUUUUUAUUCAAGAGAUCUUUUGAGGUUUCAAAAAGUGAUAACUUAAGGAACCGCGAAAGAAAUAAUUUAAAAAUCCAUCAUUUAUUCAACUUGAAAAAACAAGGAAGAGAGUUUUAUCUAAAAGUGAUCACUUGAGUAACCUUAUCAAAAAAAUUUUUUUAUGUUUUUGAGUUUUCUCACUUAAAUGACAACUUGGAUUUUAUUUUCAUCAAUAGGGCGUGAUUUCCCCAAUAAUUCUUCAUUUUUCAGUCAUUGUCUGGAUAUUCGCUCCAUUUGUUUCUGGACUCUGUACAAUUUUCGUAUUUUAUGUCAUCGAUUUUACAGUCCUCAGGAGGGUUAGUUUUUUUGGAAAAAUUACUUUUUUGGGUGGUGAAAAAACAUUAAAAUUUCCUUUUUUUUUCUCUUCAGAAAGACCCGAAAAAAGCGGCUUUCAACAUGCUUCCGGCCUUCUACUGCGUCACAUUUUUCAGCAACAUAUUUCUACUACUAACCGAUGGUUCUAGAAGUGAGAAUUCCUUUAAAACGCCUAUUUUUCGCUAAAAAUCCAUUUUUAGUCGCUGGUUUCAACGACCUUUCCACUGAAUAUAUAACCGCCAUUUCUUUGAUUUUCGGUGGAGUUGCUGGACUUGGAUGUAUGAUAAUUGCAGAGCCCGUUAUGCACUACAGAAUAAAACGUGAGUCUCAAGUUUCCAUCGGAAAAAAAAAUGAUUAAGCGGCCACUAACUUGACUGCUAUAGUGACCUCUAAAAGUACUAAAAUGGUCACUUUUAAUUUCAGGUGAUAAAAAUAACGGCUUAUUUUUAUCGAUGCAGAAAAAUCGGUCAAAUCGUGAUUUGGAGUGGUUGAAGAGGAAAACAGAAAAUAAAGGAUGUGAGUUUUUUUUUUUUCAAGAAGAGAAUUUUAUGAGCUCUACUUGAAAAUUUUUUAAUUUCUCUCAAAGAUUUUUUUUGAAUCUUCAAGGAUUUUUCGAUGUAUCUUGAGAACUUCCGAAAUUUUCUUGAGGCCCUAUAUUUCUCACAUUUAUCUUAAAAAUAAAUUGAGAUUGUCUCGGAGCGCUGGCCUGGCUUCGAACCUCCCAAUCGACUGAUGAUCAGACGGCCGUCCGACUUUUUUCCUUUCUACAGCUUACUGUAGCUUGUUUUUCUGCAUUAGCCUAUGGCGCUGAUGAUAUUGUGUAA